Molecule: messenger RNA, 3117 nt
Organism: Trichomycterus rosablanca
Lineage: Eukaryota; Metazoa; Chordata; Actinopteri; Siluriformes; Trichomycteridae
Gene: pitpnb
Product: phosphatidylinositol transfer protein, beta
Exons: 12
Coding region: 26-841 (271 amino acids)
Biological process (GO): phospholipid transport
Cellular component (GO): cytoplasm
Molecular function (GO): phosphatidylcholine binding; phosphatidylinositol binding; phosphatidylcholine intramembrane carrier activity
Source: RefSeq, a predicted model, not a curated record
GCAAGCGUACACGAGUGGAGAGAAGAUGGUGCUUAUUAAGGAAUACCGUGUGGUCUUGCCAUGCUCGGUAGAAGAGUACCAAGUGGGCCAGCUUUUUUCUGUUGCUGAAGCCAGCAAAAAUGAAACCGGAGGUGGGGAAGGCAUUGAAGUGCUGAAAAAUGAACCAUAUGAAAAGGAGGGGGAAAAAGGACAAUACACACACAAGAUUUACCACUUAAAGAGUAAAGUGCCUGGCUUUGUGAAGAUGAUCGCACCCGAGGGGGCUCUAGUUUUUCAUGAAAAAGCCUGGAAUGCUUACCCAUACUGUCGUACCAUCGUGACGAAUGAAUACAUGAAGGAUGACUUCAUGAUCAAAAUUGAAACAUUUCACAAACCGGAUUUGGGCUCUGCAGAAAAUGUACAUAAUUUGGACCCUGAAACGUGGAAAACCGUCGAGGUGGUGCCCAUCGAUAUAGCAGAGAAAUCACAAGUGGAGCCUGCGGACUAUAAACCAGAGGAGGACCCUACAGUCUUUCACUCUGAGAAGACAGGCCGAGGUCCACUAGGCCCCGACUGGAAGGGAGAACUCGCUGCUAAAGCAGAUGCUCCGCGAAUGUGCGCAUACAAACUCGUCACUGUGAAGUUCAAGUGGUGGGGCCUUCAAAGCAAAGUAGAGCAAUUCAUCCAUAAACAAGAAAAAAGAAUUUUCACCAACUUCCACCGGCAGCUUUUCUGCUGGAUCGACAGAUGGGUGGAGCUCACCAUGGAGGACAUCCGAAGAAUGGAGGCUGAGACACAGAAGGAGCUGGAGGAGAUGCGCAGUAAGGGCACAGUAAGAGGCACAACAGCGAAAGACGAUUAGGUCCCGGUCUUCUCAUAGACACACAGGUGGAGCGACAUCCCUUCGUAAAACCGGUCAGGUACGGGGCACCAGUGCUGCUCACGAACAAUGAGGCAAUACUAAAGAAUCCUACUGUAACACGCCGACGAAGAAAAGACGACGCGACACACGAGCGAAGCUGGCCGACGGCGUGCGACGCGUCCCGGUCCUCCACUAGAACGAGGGAAAUGAUCCCAUACUGUCUGUAGUACUGUAGCCAGCAUUUCCAAACACACCAUUUCACUCACACUGGCCAGCAGCUUUAAAACAACACGGAGAGACUCACCACUUUCCAUACUCGCAUAUAACGACUUGGGCAGGAGAGAGGUAGAAAUGGUGCUUUUAACUAGAAAGUGCAGCCUUUUAGAAAUAAUCAAGCUUUGUUGUGUGUGAGCUUUUCAUUUCAGUCAAAAGAAGCAGUUGGGGGAAGAAUUGGACCAAUUUGAAUUGUCUGGUAGGAUUAAUUUCUAGCGUUUAUUAUAGGUUUAGAGGUUUUUCUGUCACUUUGUAAAAUCAUCUUCUUUUAUUGGGUCCCCUAUAUUAAGCACUUCAUUCUAUGGGAUUGGGGUCUUUGUAUCUUGUUAAAUUAUUCAUAUAAUCAUGGUAAUUUUAGCUUCUUAUUCAAUGGAUUGUAUUAGUUUUGUCUUGUUUUUUUUUAAUGGAGGAAGUAUUCCACAACUUGGACAGCACACACACUAAUACAAACACACAAUUUGCCAUCAAUCACGCUGUCACACUGGGUGAACCACACAGACCAGAGGACCUUCAUGGUCAGGGGCUUUUCAUGAGCUCGCCUUUGCCGUGACGGGACAAGACAGACGUAUUUGUUUUGUCUGUCUUUUCUCUUCUUCGCGUCUCGGAAAGAGGGCUCGCUCACACGAGCACCUCCAGUUUCCUCCAUUCAGACUACCUACUGCUGCAUCUGUGCUGCUUUCUGUAGAGCUUUAGGCCCAGCGACGUGCUGCUCGAUCUCAGAUGUAACAUACUGUACUGUACCGUGCUGUAAAAGAGUCUAGUUUUUAAAUCAAGAAAAUGAACUUUUUAAUCCAUAACAAAGCUAAAUAUCGUGGGGAGAUCGUUUGUGGGUGCACCAGCCUUCUCGUCAGCCAGCCUGGGUGUGGGGAGGGCGGGUGUCGGAAACAACAACGACAACAACGCGCAGCACUUUGCCGUCUUGCACCGGUCACGCAAAAGACCGAACCCGGCAUACAGGGCUUCUUGACUCUUCUCUCCAAUGUGCUUUAAGCAGUAAUGGGCUAUCGUCGGAGGUUUACAGUUUUUUACUAUAGAGCCAUCUACACCUUCGGAGAGGUGCAAUCGAGACGGGUAUAUGUACAUCAUAAAAGGUCGCAACUAUAGACCCGCUUUUCUAUUUUUUUAAUACGGUGUGUGUGGAUUAUCUAACGGUCGGUUACUGGGUUUCUCAGACCCUUUGGUUUGAGUCGGGGAUGUCACGUUUACGUCCUACUUUUUCCCCCCCAAAUCAAAUCAGUUCUGAUGUCAAUUUUUUAUAUAUCAGCCAAUAAUGAAAUAGAGCCUGUACGGCGAACGAUUCUAAACUUUAAAUUCCUCAGUUCUGCCUUAGCAUGAUGCAUUUUUACCUUUUAAUAUUAAUCAAUGUAUCACUUUAGACAACAUGUCGGAUUCAAGCAGAUGUCAAUCCAGAAUUUUCAGAUCGGGACAUCCCAUCCCUUGCCAUGCCAUACCAUGCCAUGGAAACCCAUUUUUUUUUCCUGGGCUUGGUGGAUUUUUCCAGCAGCGUGUGUGUCGAAUUUUUUGGAUAUUGGGCUCGUCGUCCUCAGGCAUUUCAACCAUCCUAAUGAAUUGCUGAAGCCGAAUGCAUUUGACAGGGUUUCUUGGUAGUAGGCGAGCGCCAGCCUCGGUGCCAUCGGACGUCGCUCUCAUCAGAUUUUGUUCACCCAAUAAUACAGUCCCUUCGAAUCACGACUGAACGGCGAUACGCUGAUGUUUGUUUUACUAACAUGCUACUAUGCUAUCAUUGCUUCUCAUGUUAUUCAGCUGACUUUUGUACACUGAUCUUACUGUUGGGAUUUCGUUUCGGUUAUAAUGUUUAAAUUGAGCAUACUGUAAUAAAAAGACGGCCCUGCAAGUCUACUGUUUUAUUAUAGUAAACGUUUCAUUCUAUAUUUUUAUUAUAUCUUAUACUUUUCAGGGGUUAUAACGGUGAAUGUACAACAAGGUCUAUUUUGUUGUUUUGAUUUUGCAGCUUUUGAAUGGAGCAAAAAUAUCUAUAGUAU